Caenorhabditis angaria is the source of this 2200-nucleotide messenger RNA. The record is from the annotation of a GenBank genome assembly. Lineage: Eukaryota; Metazoa; Nematoda; Chromadorea; Rhabditida; Rhabditidae.
AUGAAAAAACAAGUGACAAUUGACAAAGAAUUCACGAAUAUGGAGAAAAUUGUGAACAAGGUGAGCAACAUUUUUUAAAUUUAUCCAGUUGAAAUUUUUACAGAGAGCUUGUCGAACAAUGAGUGUUCCGGUGUCUUCUUCGAAAUCAAAAAAACAGGAAAAAUUUGAGGUAUUUUUUGGGGGAUUUCUAGAAGUUUUUUCUCCUAACUCCUGAACUCCUGAAUCCUUCUGAGGUUCUGAUUCUGUGAAUUUUUUCAUUUUUUUCCAGAAUGAUAGAAAAGUUUCGACGGGAACUUUGAAUCGAUUAAUUUUGGUAGCCCAAGCGUUGGAGUCGGAAGUCGAAACUCAAAGAAAUGAUGAUGUUAGCGCGACAAAAAUCACAUUUUCGAUUAGAAUUGCAAAUUUGGUGCUGCUCAUUUUAAUAAACAUCCUGAUUUUCACCGGAUUCGGAAAAUAUCAAGUCCAGAAUGAGAAUCGAUAUCAGGUAUUUUUCGAUGAAGGGCACUUUUAGAAAAAGAUUUAGUGAGCCAAACAUUUGAAAUCGGAUUAAACUAUUUGGAAUUAGAAAAAUUAAUUUCAUGUUGACGUAAAUAUUGAGGUGUUUCAGAAUCUGAUGUCACUCUCACUUUGUCACUUGUUGAUUUUUAAUUUUUGACAUUUAAAGGGGAAAAAAGGAAAUGGGAUGCUUUCGAAUUCAAAUUUCUUCAAUGAAGAAAAAAAUUCAAAUAAAGUUUAUGCAAUCAAAUAAAAUUUGAUAAGUCUAGUCUAGUAUAAUCCAGCACAAAGAACGACAUUUAUUUUGAAUUAAUUUUAUUAAAGAGGGAAUUGAUUCUAGGAACUUGUUCACAAAAUUAGGGAUACAUUUUUCUAAUUGAAAAAGGUUUUGAUGCAAGGAUAAAAAGAAUUAACAAUAUUCAACAGGAAAAUGAUUAAAAUUAAAAAAAGGAUCUGAAAAACUCUGAAACUUGAAACUACUGAAAUGGGAACUUUGGAAAAAAAGUAUCUGAAAAUCUUUCUAGCGAAAAUAUUUAAAAAAUCUGAAUUUCGAUAACAAUCAAAUUUAAAUUUUUCCAGGACCUAAUGCUUUCUCCCAACAAAUGGACCUACGAUCCAAACACGGACGAGUUACCCGAAACCUUCCGAAUGCUCAAUUUAUCUGGUCAAUAUUUCUCAGCCUGUAUCACAAUUUUCCUGCUCUUCUCCACAGUUUCCCUCCAAUUUUUCUAUAUUUUCAACAUCAACACGCCCAAAAUCACGGUAUUUUUCUAUUUUUUUUUUAAUUUUUUAAUUUUCUUUUGUAAGCAUACAAUUGGGGGUUUCAGUGUAUGUGUUAUGCUUUUGGCGCAGUUCCAUUCACACUUUUUGUUUUCGGCUUGGAGAUGCAUUAUUCGACGUGUCCAUGGUUGGAUGAAUAUGUUUCACAAUACCAUUUGGAUGAUAUGAGCUCGGGAUGUGCGAUCAAUGGAUGGGCUUUGGCAGGGGUAGGCUUUUUGAUCAAGAAUUUGAACUUCUAAAGUUCAUGAAGCCUCUGAAUUUUGCGUCAAAAACAAGAGAUAAUCCAAUUUAGAAUUCAUGAACAUUGAAGUUAUGCUUUUUGACGCCAACAUGUUGAAAAAUAAUCAACACACACACAAUUUUGAAAUUUGAGACUUUGGCAUUCUAAUGCAUUAGAACACACUUCCUACUCUAGCUGGGUGAACAAAAAUUGCGAAAAAAAGUUUUUACAACUUAAAGUGAUGGAACCAUGGCUGGUUUUUGAGUAUCUAAUGUGAAAAUAAGUUUUUGAAAAAAAAAUAGUCUUAAAUUUUUUUAAUCUGAAUUACCCUAACUUCAAUAUGGCAGGAAGAAAUUCACGGAAAAAGCUUUGAACUUUGAAGAGGAAAAUCAUGGUUCCAGAAUUGAAAAAAAUUUUUUUUUGAUUUCAACGUCAUCAUGAAAAAUACGAUUGGCCCAGAUUUUCAAAAACAUAAAAAAUAAAACAAAAAUUAAACAAUCCGGAAAUUUUUCCUUAGAAUUUACUAACUGCUAUCAAUUUUCAAUGAAUAAUUCUUGAUCAAAUUCAAAAAAAUAUCUCACAAUCCAUAUUUUCCAGAUCUUCUCUUUACUCUCCUGCGGCCUAUUUGUUAGUGAAGGAAUAAUCACCGCAUUUUUCGGCAAUCCAGGCCUGCCAGCAGUUGAAAACAAGGAAACAAUCGUAUGA